AUGGGGGCCGAGGGAGAAUGGGAGAGCGAUGGAGAGAGGGAGGGAGAGGGCUCGGAGGGACCCGCUGAUGUUGCUGCUGCUGCUAGGGGAGGAAAAUUACAGGUGGGGGAGGGCGAGAGAGAGGUGCAGCUGGUGGGAGGGAGCGAAUCAGGGGGAGAACAGGAAAGGAAGGAGGAGUGGGAGAGAAAAGGGGGAGCAACAAAGGCAAGCCAGCCAGGGGAGAGAGAGGCAGAGGAAGGGAAGGGUCAGGAUAGGGGCAGUAGCACCGCCACCAUCACACAGCCAGAUAGCAAAAGAGGGAAGAAAGAGAGGAAGGCAGAUGAAAGCCACGAGGGAGAAGAGGGCGGUGGGAGAGAGGUGGAGGGCGAGGAGGGGGAGAGGCACAGCUCAAGGGGAGAAAGGAGCCUGGAACGACUGAUAAUAGUAGCAGAUGAUGAAACCGCACAGGAAGAAAGGGGGAGGGAGAUUUUAAUGCCUUGGUCUCGUGCUCGACGUGCAGCCAACAGACAUCCCCAUUUCUCCCAGUAUAACUACCAAGUACAAGUAGCAGAGAACCAGCCACCUGGCACCUCAGUCAUUAUUAUGUCUGCCUCAGACUCAGAUGCAGGAGAUGCAGGCAGGGUGAGCUACACAAUGGCCCCACUGAUGAACAGUCGAUCAUCUGACUAUUUUCACAUCCACCCAGACACAGGUCUCAUCACCACCACUCAGGUUCUUGACAGAGAACACAUGGAUCAGCAUUACUUCCGGGUCACAGCAACUGAUUAUGGCUCCCCUCGUCUCUCCAGCACCACUAUGGUAGCCAUUACUAUUUCAGACAGAAAUGAUCAUUCUCCUAUAUUUGAGCAAACCGAGUACAGGGAGACAAUCAGGGAGAAUGUAGAGGAAGGGUAUCCCAUCUUACAGCUGAGGGCAACGGAUUCAGACUCCCCAUCCAAUGCCAAUAUUCGUUAUCGUUUUUUUGGUGACACAGCUGCAAUGGCACGAGCAGCCUUCGAGAUUGACCCACGCUCUGGCCUCAUUACAACUCGUGGAGUGGUGGAUCGGGAAACAAAUGAGCACUACACUCUCCAGGUGGAGGCUAGUGACCAGGGGAAGGACCCAGGGCCUCGCUCUGCCACUGUCAAAGUUUUUAUCACUGUUCUGGAUGAAAAUGAUAAUGUGCCACAGUUCAGUGAAAAGCGCUAUGUGGUGGCAGUGAAAGAGGAUGUGAGGCCUCAUUCUGAGAUCCUUCGUGUGAGUGCCACAGAUCGGGACAAGGACAGUAAUGCUGCCGUUCACUAUAAUAUCAUCAGUGGCAACAGCCGUGGGCAGUUUUCCAUUGACAGUGUCACUGGAGAGAUCCAGGUGGUGGCAUCACUAGAUUUUGAAUCUGAGCGGGAGUAUACUCUUCGUGUUCGAGCGCAGGACAAUGGCCGACCACCUCUGUCAAACAACACUGGGAUUGUUAGUGUACAGGUGACAGAUGUCAAUGACAACCCACCGAUUUUUGUCUCCACACCAUUCCAGGCUUCUGUGCUUGAGAGCGCUCCAGUUGGAAGUUCCAUCCUCCACAUCCAGGCCAUUGAUACAGAUUCUGGUGAUAAUGCCCGGCUGGAGUACAGGUUAACUGGCACCAGCUCUGACACACCAUUUAUUAUUAAUUCUGCAACAGGUUGGGUGACAGUCAGCUCCAUUCUUGACAGGGAAUCUGUAGAGCACUAUUUCUUUGGCGUGGAGGCCAGGGAUUACGGCAUGCCGCCUCUUUCUGCUACAGCAAGCGUUACUAUUACAGUGAUGGAUGUUAAUGACAACCGCCCUGAGUUCCUCCAAAAGGAGUACUAUGCUCGCCUAAAUGAGGACGCAGCCGUUGGCACCAGUGUAGUGACUGUCACAGCUGUGGACCGCGAUGUCAACAGUGCAGUGACCUAUCAGAUAACAGGAGGAAACACCAGAAACCGCUUUGCCAUCAGCACAGCAGGAGGGUCUGGACUUCUCUCACUAGCCCUUCCACUGGAUUACAAACAGGAGCGACGUUACGUUCUUACAGUCACUGCCUCAGACCGCACACUCCAUGACACCUGUCAGGUGCACAUUAACAUCACAGAUGCCAAUACACAUCGACCUGUGUUCCAAAGCGCCCACUACUCUGUUAGUGUUAAUGAGGACCGACCACCUGGAAGCACUGUUGUUGUGAUCAGUGCCACAGAUGAUGAUGUUGGUGAAAAUGCUCGAAUCACGUACUAUCUUGAGGACAACAUCCCACAAUUCCGCAUUGACCCAGCUACAGGGGCUAUAACACUCCAGGCAGAACUAGACUACGAGGACCAGAUGACCUACACUUUGGCUAUAACAGCUAAGGACAAUGGCAUACCACAAAAAUCUGACACUACAUAUGUAGAGGUUAAUGUGAAUGAUGUGAAUGACAAUGCACCUCAGUUCCUCAGCCCCAGGUAUCAGGGAACAGUGAGCGAAGAUGCCCCUCCCUUCACCAGUGUCCUCCAAAUCUCAGCAACUGAUCGUGAUGCACAUGCCAAUGGUCGUGUUCAGUACACCUUCCAAAAUGGUGAAGAUGGUGAUGGUGAUUUUACCAUUGAACCUACAUCUGGCAUUGUCCGAACUGUUCGUCGACUGGACCGUGAGAGCGUGCCAUUCUAUGAGCUCACCGCCUAUGCUGUAGAUCGUGGCGUGCCCCCUCAACGAACGCCUGUCCACAUCCAGGUUACAGUUCUUGAUGUGAAUGACAAUGCUCCCGUCUUUCCAGCUGAUGACUUUGAGGUUCUAGUGAAGGAAAACAGCGCCGUAGGUUCUGUGGUAGCCCAGAUCACAGCCACUGACCCGGACGAGGGUGCCAAUGCUCAGAUCAUGUACCAAAUUGUGGAGGGUAACAUCCCUGAAAUCUUCCAAAUGGAUAUUUUUUCUGGGGAGCUCACUUCACUUAUUGACCUUGACUAUGAGGCCCGUAAUGAGUACGUUAUCGUAGUCCAGGCCACCUCAGCACCUCUGGUCAGCCGGGCCACUGUGCGGAUCCGAUUGGUGGACCAGAAUGACAACAGGCCCACUCUGCAGGACUUCCAAAUAAUUUUCAACAACUUUGUGUCCAAUCGGUCCAACAGUUUCCCUACCGGGGUAAUAGGGAGGGUACCUGCCCAUGAUCCUGAUGUGUCUGACAGGCUGUACUACACCAUCGACAGGGGGAAUGAGCUUCACCUGCUGCUCCUGAAUCACACAAGUGGAGAGAUCCGACUGAGCCGAAAACUGGAUAACAACAGGCCGCUGGUGGCUCCCAUGCUGAUCACUGUCACGGAUGGCGUCCACAGCAUUUCAGCCCAGUGCGUCCUUCGUGUUCUCAUCAUCACUGAGGACAUGCUGGGCAACAGCGUCACUGUCCGCCUCCAAAACAUGUCCCAGGAGCACUUCUUGUCACCACUGUUGGGUAACUUCCUGGAGGGUGUGUCUGCGGUGCUCUCAGUGCCCGUUGAGGAUGUUUUCAUCUUCAACAUCCAGCCGGACAUGGAUGCGGUGCCAAGAGGGAUCCUGAAUGUCAGUUUCUCUGCUGCGUUGCCUGGUGGACACUUUUUCCCAUCAGAAGCUCUGGAGGAGCAGCUGUACCUGAACAGGCUAAGGCUGACAUCAUUAACACAGAUGGAGGUUCUUCCAUUUGACGACAACGUGUGUCUGCGUGAGCCGUGCCAGAACUAUAUGAAGUGUAUCUCGGUGCUGCGCUUCAACAGCUCUGCUCCCUUCAUAUCCUCACCCUCUAUCUUGUUCCGGCCCAUUCACCCAAUCGCUGGCCUACGCUGCCGCUGCCCAGUGGGCUUUACGGGUGAUUACUGUGAGACAGAGAUCAACCUGUGUUACUCCAACCCCUGCCUGAAUGGAGGGGUGUGUGUACGCAGGGAGGGGGGCUACACCUGCAUCUGCCGUGAAGACUUCACUGGUGACCAGUGUGAGUUUGACCGGCGGCAGGGCAGAUGUGUGCCAGGUGUGUGUCGUAAUGGAGGGACCUGUCGGGAGCUGUCAGGUGGGGGUUUCCGUUGUGAGUGUCCCGCAGGAGGCUAUGAGCGUCCGUACUGCACCGUCACUUCUCGUUCCUUCCCCCCCAAAUCCUUUGCCAUGUUCCGGGGCCUCAGACAGAGAUUUCACCUCUCCAUUUCUUUAACUUUUGCCACCAUGGAGAACAGUGGUCUCCUGUUUUAUAAUGGACGCUUCAAUGAGAAACAUGACUUCAUUGCCUUGGAGGUCCAAGAAGGACAAGUGGUGCUCAAAUAUUCCACAGGUGAAUCCUCCACUCAGGUGAGUCCCUUCUUGCCUGGCGGCGUGAGUGACGGGAAUUGGCAUACAGUUCACAUCCACUACUACAACAAGCCGGCUAUACGCUAUCCCAAGCGCAGCGUGAGUGGCGAAGCCCAGGGACCAUCAGAUGAGAAGAUUGCUGUGGUGAGCGUCGACGACUGUGACACAGCCUUGUCACUCCGCUUUGGUACACAGCUCGGAAAUUACAGCUGCGCUGCACAGGGCAAGCAGACCAGCACCAAGAAGUCUCUGGACCUAACUGGCCCGUUGUUUCUGGGUGGAGUCCCCAACGUACCAGACAAUUUCCCAUUUGGCUCCAGGGAGUUUAUUGGCUGUAUGAAGGAGCUGCACAUUGACAACAAGCCACUGGACCUGGCUGGAUUUAUCGCUAACAAUGGAACUAUCCCUGGCUGCAGCGCCAAGCUGCCCUUCUGUAAGUCCAACCCAUGCCAGAAUGGAGGAACCUGCAGGGUGAGCUGGGAGACUUUCUCCUGUGACUGUCCCCUAGGGUAUGGAGGGAAGGACUGCAGCCAUGUGAUGCCACACCCUCACCGCUUCCUGGGUAACAGCGCCCUCUGGUGGGACCUGAAGAAUGACAUCACCAUCUCCACACCCUGGUACCUCGGACUAGUGUUCAGAACCAGAGCGCGAGAGGGGAUGCUGCUGCAGGCCCAGGCCGGCCAGUACACCAGCCUUCUGUUUCAGGUGGUAAAUGGUCAGCUGGUGUUCUCGGUGACCCGCGGUUCAACCAGACCGGUGCGUUUGCGGUUGGAUCAGGUUCAAGUGGCAGACGGACAGUGGCACGACCUCCAGCUGGAGCUGAGAGACGUUCACAGUGGCCGUGAGACUCGCUAUGUCGCCACGCUGCGACUUGACUUUGGACUCUAUCAGGGAACAGUGAUAGUGGGAAAUGAGAUUCAUGGUUUGAAGGUGAAACAUCUGCACGUGGGAGGAGUGCUGGGCUCUGGAGAGGUACAGAAUGGAAUAAGAGGAUGCAUACAGGGUGUUCGGUUGGGUGUACGGCCUGAUGCCCCUCCUCUGCCCCACCCAUCAAAAGCUGUGAAAGUGGAGAUCGGCUGCAAUGUUGGAAACCCUUGUGUCUCGUCUCCUUGUCCUGCCCACAGUCACUGUUUUGACCAAUGGGAGCGGCACAGCUGUAUCUGUGAGCCUGGUUACUAUGGGAAGGGCUGCACUGAUGCUUGCCAUCUGAAUCCAUGUGAAAAUGAGGCUCAGUGCCACAGGAAGCCCAGUUUUUCUCAUGGAUAUAUCUGUGACUGUGGAGACAACCACUAUGGGCAGUACUGCCAACAUAGGAUUGAUCACCAGUGUCCACGGGGCUGGUGGGGGUCUCCGACCUGUGGGCCGUGUCACUGUGACACCAAUAAAGGCUUCGACCCUGACUGUAACAAGACCAGUGGACACUGUCACUGCAAGGAAUUUCACUAUCAUCCACGGGGCUCUGACGCCUGCCUGCCAUGUGACUGCUAUCCAGUGGGCUCCUUUUCACGGUCAUGCGACCCAGAAACGGGGCAGUGUCAGUGCAGGCCCGGCGUUAUUGGUCGCCAGUGCAACAUGUGUGACAACCCCUUUGCCGAGGUCACAAAUUCAGGAUGUGAAGUCAUUUAUGACGGUUGUCCAAAAACCAUCACUCAGGGGAUCUGGUGGCCUCGGACCAAGUUCAACCUGCCUGCUGCAGUGCCCUGCCCCAAAGGUUCAGUCGGUGCAGCCAUCAGACACUGUGAUGAAGAGAGAGGAUGGCUGGAGCCAGACCUUUACAACUGCACCUCCCCUCCAUUUGUUGAACUCAGUGCUGCUCUUGAUUCUCUGGAGCGUAAUGAGACCGAGCUGAACACCAUCAUGGAGAAGAAGCUUGCCCAUCAACUCCGCGAUGUCACCGAGGCAACCGCCCGACUCUAUGGCAAUGACUUACAGAUUGCUGAACGACUGCUGUCACGCCUUCUGACUUUUGAGACCCAACAGAAUGGCUUUGGACUCACCGCAACUCAGGAUGCACACUUCAAUGAGAACAUUCUGCGAGGCUGCAGCGUGCUGUUGGGUCCUGGUACCUCUGGGCUUUGGCGCGCUCUCACUCAGAGUCAGAACCACAUUCCAGGUGGCGGUCCAGCCGAGCUGACGGAGCUCCUGGAGCAGUACGCCAAGAAUCUGGCCCAGAACAUGAAGCUCACGUACCUCAACCCUGUGGCGCUGGUCGCCCCCAACAUAGUCAUGAAUCUGGACCGCGUGGAGAACCAUACCCAUGUACGGCGGCGUUUCCCACGUUAUCACGCCACCCUGUUUCGUGGUCAGGCUUUGUGGGAUCCCUAUACUCAUGUGAUACUGCCUCCUGCUGCCCUGGUGCCACAGCGACAGCAGCAGCACAACUGGAAGGAGAAGGAACGGACAGGCAGAGAGUCCCCUCAGAACACUGCUUCGGCCCCUGCCAGUAUCUCAGCCAAUCAAACGGGAGAAUACACUGCAGCCAAACGCACUGCCUCGAUGCCUGAGCCGCCCAUCACUAUUGUCAUCCUGCUGAUCUACAGAAGUCUGGGCGCAGCCCUCCCUUCCAAGUACCACACAGACCGACGAGGAGUGAGGCUUCCCAGACACCCGGUAAUGAACUCCCCAGUGGUCACCAUCUCUGUCUACAACAACCAGACGUUUGUGGGUGGACACUUAGACCAGCCCAUCCUGCUUGAGUUCAAGCUGCUGGAGACAGCCAAUCGCAGUAAGCCACUGUGCGUGCAGUGGAACCACAGCAGUCCAUAUGAGGUAGGAGGUUGUUGGACGGUGAAGGACUGUGUGGUGGUGUACAGGAACACCUCCCAUGUCCGCUGUCAGUGCCAGAGGCUGGGUACCUUUGGCGUGCUGAUGGACAGUUCACAGAGAGAGCAGCUGGAGGGGGAUCUGGAGACGCUGGCUUUGGUCACAUACUCCUCUCUGUGCGUCUCUAUGCUGGCGCUCCUCCUCACUGUCCUGGUGCUCUCCUGCCUCCGAGGUCUCAAGUCCAACACCAGGAGCAUCCACUCAAACACAGCAGCGGCCAUGUUUUUGUCAGAGCUGGUAUUUCUGCUGGGGGUCAAUCAAACUGAACAACAGUUCCUGUGUACAGUCGUUGCCAUCCUGCUGCAUUACUUUUUUAUGUCCACGUUUGCUUGGAUGUUUGUGGAGGGCCUUCAUAUCUACCGCAUGCAGACCGAGCAACGCAACAUCAACUACGGGGCCAUGAGGUUCUACUAUGCCAUCGGCUGGGGUGUGCCCGCCAUCAUCACAGGCCUGGCGGUAGGCUUGGACCCAGAGGGUUAUGGAAACCCAGACUUCUGUUGGAUCUCCAUCUAUGACAAACUCAUCUGGAGCUUUGCUGGUCCUGUUGCCAUUGUCAUUCUGAUAAAUGGAGGGAUUUUCAUGAUUGUAGCCAAGAUGUCCUGCAUCCCGUCUCAGAAGGAGACCAAGAAGCUCCCUGUCAUUGCUACCAUUCGCAAUGCCUUCCUACUGUUACUGGUUGCUACUUCCGCCUGGCUGUGUGGUCUCCUGGCUGUGAACAACAGCAUCCUAGCUUUCUACUACAUAUUUGAUGUCCUCUGCCUAGUGCAGGGUCUGUCAGUGAUGCUGGUCUUCACUGUGUUCAACUCAGAGGUUCAGGAGGCCUGGAGAGUUGCCUGUUUGGGUAAGAAGAGCCAGGGAGAAGACCCACCAAGGCCACCGCAGAACACAGCUCAGAACCCCUAUCACAAUGCAUCUCUGUUGGAGCAGAGCGGGCUGCACCGCAUCACCCUGGGAACCUCCACCAUCUCCUCUGUCAGCUCGGCCAGAGAAAAUCUUUUGGCUCGUCAGACUCUGGAACAAAACAUCAUCCACACUGGAGCGACAGACCUGGAUGUAGCCAUGUUCCACAGAGAUGGAGGUGAGGACUCAGACUCGGACUCAGAUCUUUCCAUGGAGGAGGAACGCAGCCUCUCCAUCCCUUCUUCUGAGAGCGAGGACAACGUCCGACUCCGUGGGCGCAUCCAGCGACGAUUCAAACGCUCCAAUCACAGUGAGCGUCUGCUCACUGAGCCCACCCACAAUAGCACCAAAGAUCUGGAUGGCAAUGACCUCCUGUCCUACUGGCCAGCUCUGGAGGAGUGUGACACACACACCCUGCAAAAGUGGGGCUCAGAACGCCCCCUGGGGGCAGAUUACAGCAAGGACGCCGCCAACAACAACCAGACUGAUGCAGCACUGACCAGUGGGGACGAGAACAGCCUCACUCAGCCACACAGGCACCGCAAGGGCAUCCUAAAAAAUCGUCUCGGCUGUCCUCCAGCACUCCAGGGUCUCUCCAGCAUGGGUCGGGUCCCCAGUGAGCUCAACUGGUACCGUACCUCUACUCUGGGCCACCGAGGUGUUCCUGCAGCCUCUUACGGUCGCAUGUACUCUGCCACCGCUGGUGCCAGCAGAGGUACCGGCUCUCUCUCCCAGCCAGCUUCUCGCUACUCCUCUAGGGAGCACCUGGACUCGCUUGCCCGGAGGCAGCUGUCCAGGGAUCCACUAGGGAGGCAGACGGUUGGGGGAUCAAGGGAGCGGCUGGACUCCCGGGGCUCCAGGGACAACCUGGAUCUCCUACCCAGGAGGAGAGAGUUGGGGUUGGGGCAGGGUGCAGGGCUAGGGGGCUUGGGGCUGGAUCACCAGCGAGUCUCAUCAUUGAGGGAGAACUUGACAGGAUCUAGGGACAGACUGGACAACCAGCACGCAAGCAGCGUCCAUGCCUCGAGGGAGGACUUGAGUGGAGGUCUCGGGGCGGGAAUGGAGGGUUUCCUCAGUGGAUCGAGGUCGCAGCUGAACACACUAACUCGGCGGCAGGCCUCAUCCCGGGAGCACCUAGGUGGGGCAGUGGUGAGCAGUAGGUCGAAGGAGCAGCUUGAGACCAAUGGUGUGGGAGCCCAGGCUCAGCCAUGUCGGGAGUGGCUCCGCACUCUGCCUCCCCGCCAGCCCUCGCACCCCGAUCAGCCCCCCUCCACCUCCCCUCCUCCCCCAAUCUCUGAGGAUCCCCAACACGAGCAGCUCCCUCCGUCAGUUCAUGUCAGAGGGCAACUGGACUCCACACCUUCAUGUAGGCACCCAGGUCAGAUUGUCCCACAAAUCGCAGGUUCAAAUCCAAACCCUCUGGGUCGACAGCCAUCCAGCGAACAUCUGGAUAUUCUGUCCUCCAUUCUGGCAUCCUUCAGUUCUUCAGUCCUCACUCCUCCACCUGCUGCCUCUAACCCUGGACCUAAUGGAUCACUACACCAUGGACCCUCACCCUCCCCGCCACAGUCUGCCACUACCCACAGCAUAUCUGAAGUCUCCCCUGACUCUGAAGCCAACAGAAGUGAAGGGCAGUCUUGAUGACAACCACCAUGUCUCUUUAUGCAUUGCGACUUCUGGGGGCAGGGAAGUUGGUGGAUGGUCCUGAACCACUGAGGCAGCCUGGGACAUAGGAGGAUGGCAAACAAACAAAGACACACAGAUGGUGCAUUCACUGAAGGCAAAACAGGAUGCUUGUUUGUGGGUUGAACGAUAUAAAUAAAGCUUUUUGAGUCCUACCGCCUACAAUAACAUAUGCCAGUUCCUUGGACGGUGAGUCAACCACCUCUACUACCUGAAAACUCACACAAACUCCUUAGGUUUCAAACAGACUUGUCGGCCUGAUCCAGACAAGAUUCAUCUAAAGGAAAAAAAAAUAGACUGUAAAUAACAUUUUUAUACAUUUUGUAUCUUUUUCAUUAGAGAUGAAGAAGAACUCACUUGUGAUGUUUUUUUCUUAAAUGAUGGUGUCCGUGUGAGGUUGUGAGCGAGGUUGGUGUGAGUGCAGUCUUGUUUGUCGCUGAGGGAGAGAUUUCCCCCUACAAAGGAAAAAAAAUCUCCCUGAAAACAGUUAUCCUCAAACCCAUCAACUCUGUGUAUAGCGACAGGGGUUCAGCAAUAGCAACUGAUGAGAUUACUGAAACCACAAGAUGUGGUUGAAGGGAAAAUAUCAAUGUAGCGAGAAGUAACUGUAAAUAGAGGAAGGGAUUAUUAUAAAAGAAAAGAUCUGAUGGAGCAAGAUGGUGUGAGAAAAAGAUGGCAAGGUGGUUGUGCUGAAAUGAUGAAAACAACGUGUUAAUUCACAAGUGUCAAAGUAUCAACUCUUUCAGGAGAUUGUACUGUUUUGUGAACGUGACCUUGUCAUCUGUCUGUGUCUUUGUGCCUGCUUCUGUCUGGACCGGACCAUAUCAGUCAAUUGAUAUUAUACAUCUUUAGUGUUCUGGAGACCUGGUGAAUGAAGGUAGACAUCCAUCUGAUUUUCUGUAUGAGGCUGCACCAUGUAACAACCAUUUAAAGAUCCCCAAGCUAUUUUGCACUUUGAUGCAUCACCACUCAACCUGCCUCAAGAGAUGUCAGAGGAGCAUCCAGGAAACUCAUUCAUAAAAGUUUCUGUGCAAAUCCAAGCCAAAAGGACCACUGCUUAAAAUCAGUUUGAAACAUUGAUGUUUGCCAGUUUUAUGUGAUUAAAAUCAGGUCCGCGAUUUUGUUUAAGUCACCUUCUUAAAAAUAAUAAUGGUGCCAUGAUUAGGUUUGUAGGAGGAGAGUGGAUCUGAAGGAGGACAUUAUGAGUCAUAUCACGGUGUGCUCAGAUAUUUGUUUGGAGACCUGUGAGAAGACAGUACAUAUCCAGCAUGGUAUCAACAUGAAUACAUUAUCUCAUAUCUGUAGCACAUGAAUCCCACACCAGAAUACUGCUAAGUGCUUGGUUGAGCACAGUUGCUGGGAAAUUGGUUCAAAUAUUUUUUAUACUUGAGAAAUCUCACAGAACCACUUGAAAUCUGACUUUGCUUGCUCAGAAAUAACUAACAUGAGCUGUCACUGAUGGAGAGGUUGACACCAGAACACAUUAAUGCAGAUUUAUUCUCAGCGUGGCGAUUGUUGCACACAGAUGAGGUCUCUUGCAAGAUCUAUGGUCGCUUCUGUGGAAGUGGACCAGUUUUCCAAUAAGAAGAGGUGUCAGUUGUGUCGACACUAAAAGCCUCUAAGUGGUUUUGAGAUGCAGGUCUUUCCAUCAGGAGUUGCUUGUUUCUUGUGGCUGUCGGUGUGAACACUGACUUCAGGCCUUAAGAAAGCAACACGCAGGCAUUUGUAACGCCAAGGAGGCAGGCAGGCAGUCUCCACCAGCUUUCAGGGAGGUCAAGGGAUUGUGGCUAACCUAAGUGUUUUUUGUAAUGAAAAAAAAUGCAGUAGGUUAUAAACAUUGAAGGCAACAUGAGGUUUAUGCUUUGCCAGAAUAUGUUGUCUGUAAGUAUGUCCACGCAUUAGAACACUAGAACAGCAAGAGAGGAAACAAAUAUAAAGGAACAGGGCUAAACAGAGUACAUUGAACAUAGUGAUGUAGAAAACUAGAUGAGGUUUGAAGGAAAAUAAACUGCAUUAGAACCAUGACUAUGUGCAAAAUGUAACCACAGAGAAUGGGACAGGAUGUUUCUUGUCACAGAGAGAUACAGAAAAUGGAUGGAAGUGCAGAAGGUGAAAAUAAACACAUCUCACAGAGCUCGCAGGUGCAGAUCUCCCUGCUCUGACUGCUGUUCUGUCAGUCCCAUGUCCCUGGGAUGUGACAAGCAAACCUAUUUGUGACAGUAUUCCUGCCAAGAAGUGCUCCUCCAGAGGAAAUACUAACAGUCUGUCAAAGGACUGGUACACCUAAAAAAAAAUCCAACAGCCUCGUUCAUUUAUAUUUAGUUUUUUCACAGAUCAGUUUUUCUUUAACUGACUAUAUCUUUUAUUUGUACAGACAUGAGAUUUAUUUUAUUUAUCAAUAAUUUAUUGACAAUGUAAUGAUUAUUUAUGUUGUGCUGCCAGUUUCUACGAUGUGUAAGUGAUUUAUUUUAUUUUAUUGUCCAAAUGUCUUUUGUAUUUACUUGUUCUUAUUAUACUGAGUCUCUCACUGCAAGAAAUUUACAUAUAGAGGACAAAAAGAGAAGAACGUGAAGGUAUGUCUCUAUUUACACCUAGAAUUCCAAAUGAAUGCGGGUCAAAGGUCCUUAACAGGACACUGAGCUUUUAAACAUUUCAACAUUGCAAAAUAAAAGAUUGAAUAGAAACGUAUCUAUACUAUAAAUCUGGUGAAAACUGUUCAGCUGUAUCCAAAUCCAACCUUUUUUUCUUCCUGUCCACUUCUAUAAAUCUGAGGCUGAAGCUUUACAGUCACCAAAUCAGCCUAUAUACUGGUAAUUUAACUGCUUUUACACAUGACUGACAGCUGUCAGUAACUGGGAAAUUAGAGAAAACUCCAGGUUAAUCUGGUUUGGACCAACAGGAGCCACUGAGCUGAGACUGAAAUGUGAUGUGCUCUGAAAAAGAGGGAAGAGACAAAAGGAAAGCGAAAGAGAGGAGGAGGAAGAUGGAUGGGAGAUUGUCUUUGUUAACCUGUGUUCAUUAUGGGAUGCCUUCUGGGGAAGGGGUCAUGGAAACAGCUGUUCCCCCAUUACUGUCGAAACGAGAAAUGCUGGACAUUAAAAAAAUGAAUUAUUCCUACAAGGC
Monopterus albus (swamp eel) is the source of this 12804-nucleotide messenger RNA. It is a transcript of the gene celsr3, whose product is annotated as cadherin, EGF LAG seven-pass G-type receptor 3. The record is from RefSeq and is a predicted model, not a curated record. Gene Ontology annotation, cellular component: plasma membrane. Lineage: Eukaryota; Metazoa; Chordata; Actinopteri; Synbranchiformes; Synbranchidae. The transcript has 37 exons. Gene Ontology annotation, biological process: homophilic cell-cell adhesion; cell surface receptor signaling pathway; G protein-coupled receptor signaling pathway. Gene Ontology annotation, molecular function: G protein-coupled receptor activity; calcium ion binding. Bases 1 to 9639 code for a protein of 3212 amino acids.